AUGGCUUUUAUGGAAAAUCUUGACUUGGAUAAAUAUGAUGUCCAAUACGGGACAUGGUUAUCAAAAAGAACAGAUUCUAACAAAAAAUCUUAUAAUAAUAUAAGACAUAUUAUCAUAAACGGAAGAUUAUUCUUUGAAAUAAAAACAAAUCUGAAAAAUAUCACAUUUCUAUUCGAUAUCAAGAUAUACAACAAAUAUUCAACAUACACAUGGACCGCUAAAAAGCUUAAUAACUAUUACAACCUAGCAGUUUCCAUCAAAGAUAAAAAUGGAAUCACAUAUCAAAAAUUAUACAAAAGAAUUCUAAAAGAAGAAGG
This is a messenger RNA of Dentiscutata erythropus, 317 nucleotides long. The record is from the annotation of a GenBank genome assembly. Lineage: Eukaryota; Fungi; Glomeromycota; Glomeromycetes; Diversisporales; Gigasporaceae.